Jaculus jaculus (lesser Egyptian jerboa) is the source of this 1351-nucleotide messenger RNA. It is a transcript of the gene Pou3f1, whose product is annotated as POU class 3 homeobox 1. The record is from RefSeq and is a predicted model, not a curated record. NCBI's taxonomy places the organism in Eukaryota, Metazoa, Chordata, Mammalia, Rodentia, Dipodidae. The coding region runs from base 1 to 1350 and encodes 449 amino acids. Gene Ontology annotation, molecular function: DNA-binding transcription factor activity, RNA polymerase II-specific; RNA polymerase II cis-regulatory region sequence-specific DNA binding. Gene Ontology annotation, cellular component: nucleus. The transcript has a single exon. Gene Ontology annotation, biological process: regulation of transcription by RNA polymerase II; brain development.
AUGGCCACCACCGCGCAAUACCUGCCGCGGGGUCCCGGCGGCGGAGCUGGGGGCGCAGGGCCGCUCAUGCAUCCGGAUGCCGCGGCAGCGGCGGCAGCAGCGGCGGCCGCCGAGAGGUUGCACGCGGGAGCCGCGUACCGCGAAGUGCAGAAGCUGAUGCACCACGAGUGGCUGGGCGCGGGCGCGGGCCACCCCGUGGGCCUGGCGCACCCCCAGUGGCUACCCACGGGAGGAGGAGGCGGAGGCGACUGGGCCGGCGGCCCGCACCUGGAACACGGCAAGGCGGGCGGCGGCGGCACCGGGCGAGCCGACGACGGCGGCGGCGGCGGCGGUUUCCACGCGCGCCUGGUGCACCAAGGGGCGGCCCACGCGGGUGCGGCAUGGGCGCAGGGCGGCACGGCGCACCACUUGGGCCCGGCCAUGUCGCCGUCGCCCGGGGCCGGCGGGGGUCACCAGCCCCAACCGCUUGGGCUAUACGCGCAGGCGGCCUACCCAGGGGGAGGCGGCGGCGGUCUGGCCGGGAUGCUGGCGGCGGGCGGUGGCGGCGCGGGGCCGGGCCUGCACCACGCGCUGCACGAGGACGGCCACGAGGCACAGCUGGAACCGUCGCCACCGCCGCACCUGGGCGCACACGGACACGGACACGCACACGCGGGCGGCCUGCACGCGGCGGCGGCGCACCUGCACCCGGGCGCGGGCGGUGGUGGCUCGUCGGUGGGCGAACACUCGGACGAGGAUGCGCCCAGCUCCGACGACCUGGAGCAGUUCGCCAAGCAGUUCAAGCAACGGCGCAUCAAGCUGGGCUUCACGCAGGCCGACGUGGGGCUGGCGCUGGGCACGCUGUACGGUAACGUGUUCUCGCAGACCACGAUCUGCCGCUUCGAGGCCCUGCAGCUGAGCUUCAAGAACAUGUGCAAGCUCAAGCCUCUGCUCAACAAGUGGCUGGAGGAGACCGACUCGUCCAGCGGAAGCCCCACCAACCUGGACAAGAUAGCGGCCCAGGGUCGCAAGCGCAAGAAGCGCACGUCCAUCGAGGUGGGGGUCAAAGGCGCGCUCGAAAGCCACUUCCUCAAGUGCCCCAAGCCCUCGGCGCACGAGAUCACGGGCCUGGCCGACAGCCUGCAGCUGGAGAAGGAGGUGGUGCGGGUCUGGUUCUGCAACCGGCGGCAGAAGGAGAAGCGCAUGACCCCAGCGGCCGGCGCGGGCCACCCGCCCAUGGACGACGUUUACGCGCCGGGGGAGCUGGGGCCAGGCGGAGGCGGUGCCUCGCCCUCCUCCGCGCCCCCGCCACCCCCGCCGGCAGCGCUGCACCACCAUCACCACCACACACUGCCCGGCUCCGUGCAGUGAC